Messenger RNA from Cuscuta campestris, 3190 nucleotides. The record is from the annotation of a GenBank genome assembly. Lineage: Eukaryota; Viridiplantae; Streptophyta; Magnoliopsida; Solanales; Convolvulaceae.
UGUUAUAUGCGUAAUAUUAAGUGACUUAGAGUGCUACGUAGGAUGAUUUCUUAUUGAAAAAUUGUUCAUUAAUAAUUCUAGGUUCCUAAAGGCAUACAUAGUAGAUGGAGGAUCACUAUGGAAUGGCGGAUCUGAGACAGUUUAUGAGCAAUACGUCGUUUUUCACCUCACUUCCGCCGCCGCAGCAGCAGCAGCCGUCGUCGGCGGACGUGUUACUGACGCAUCACCACUACGACAUGGUGUUGGCACCGAUGGGGGCGGCGGCGGCGGCCCCGCAUCGGCCGACGACGGGGCUGCAUCAUGAGUUCUUUGCAGAUUCGAGCACAAACGCGACCACCGCUAGCGGCGGCGUUGCUUCGAGUGGCGGUGGUGCUGGGUUUAGCGGGCUGGAGCUGGAGACUACCGGAGUUGGCGGCGGCGGCGGCGGGCUUGGAUUCGACGGCAGCGGCAGCGGGAGGUGGCCCAGGCAGGAAACUCUCACUCUUCUUGAGAUCAGAUCACGACUCGAUCCCAAGUUCAAAGAAGCUAAUCACAAAGGUCCCUUGUGGGAUGAAGUCUCCAGGAUCAUGAGUGAGGAACAUGGAUAUAGAAGGACUGGGAAGAAGUGCAGGGAGAAAUUUGAGAACUUGUACAAAUAUUACAAGAAGACUAAAGAUGGGAAAGCAGGAAGGCAAGAUGGGAAACACUAUAGGUUUUUUAGACAGCUGGAAGCUCUCUAUGGUAAUAAUGGUAGUGAUCAUCAAACCAAUAGCCACAACGGUUCAGACUACAUGAUGACUCUAAAUCACCACCACCAAACCGAUUCGGGUGGAAACCCCAACUUCUACGUAUCGAAGCCACUAGCAGCCGAUGACAGCCUCAGCCUCUCGAAAUGCUCUUAUUUUGGCUCCACUUCGUCAGGCGAAGAAGAAGAAGACGCCGGGGACAGUACUGGAGAGAAUGAGAGGAAGAGGAAGGGGAUGAGGAGGCGGCGGCGGUGGAAGUUAAAGGUGAAGGAGUUCAUAGAUGAGAAGAUGAGGAAGCUGAUUGAGAAACAAGACGAGUGGCUGGAGAGGAUGAUGAGCGGGAUUGAAGAGAAGGAGCAAGAGAGGAUGGCAAGGGAAGAGGAGUGGAGGAAGCAAGAGGUGGAUAGGAUGGAGAGGGAACAAAGGUUUUGGGCCAACGAGCGAGCCUGGAUCGAAGCCAGGGAUGCCGCUUUGUUGGAGGCAUUGCACAAACUGGGGGGCAAUAAUAAUAAUAAUAAUAAAGCUCCCGCAGUUGCAGCUGCUGAUGAUGUCGCCCAGUUCCACGACCAGAACUGGGCGACACCAGCAGCAGCUGGAGACAGCAAGCUCAUCCAACUAAGGGCGAAUAUGGAAUCAAGAUUCCAGCAGCACAUUGGGUGCUCAGAUGAUGCUCUUUGGGAGGAGAUUGCAGCCAAGAUGUCUUAUAUGGGCUAUGAUAGUAAUGCUGCUGCUUCCAUGUGCAGAGACAAGUGGCUCACCAUCAACAACUACUUCCUUAACAAGGGAAACUACAAGAAAAGGAAAGAGAACAACAUUAGUUCUGAAGAUUGUUUUAACUAUAACUUGUUCCACAACAAUGCAGUAGCAGCAGGCUUCUCUGCGUUUCUUUUCGGUCACAAACCGAUGACUUCUGCAGAAUCUGUCUCCCCCUUCAUUCGCAUGUCUAUUGCUAAGCACUUCCCGAUCAAGCUGACCACGACCAACUAUCUUGUUUGGCGUCGUCAGGUCCAGACUACUCUUGUCGGCUUGGACCUUAUUGGCUAUGUCGAUGGAUCCGUUAAAGCUCCAUCACCGUUCCUAGACGUUGCGCACAAGCAGCCCAACCCUGCGUACACUUGCUGGUACCGUCAGGAUGCUAUUCUUCUCAGCGCUCUUCUUGGCAGUUGCACAGAUGUUGUCCAACCUUUGAUCUCUCUGGCGGAAACUUCAACGGAUGCGUGCUCUCGGUUGGCUGCAAGUCUUGCCAGCAUGUCUCGUGGGCGUAUUAUUUCGCUAAAAUCUCAGUUGGCGAAAAAUCCCCGCGGAAAUCGUACCAUUGAAACUUUUAUUACGGACAUGACGAGAAUUGCGUCCGACCUUGCUUUAGCUGGUAGCCCCGUCACUGAUCAAGAUCUCGCAGUUCAUAUUAUGUCUCAGCUUGGUGAUGAUUACUCUUCCAUUUACCAAUCGUUGCGGGGGAGGAAUGACAAUUUCUCCAUUGAUGAGCUCUCCACAAUUCUAAUGGAUUGUGAACGUGAGCUUCAGACCAGAUCUGCUGCCUCCUCUGACCUUGUUGCAAUAGCAAACCAUGCACAAAAAAUGCACGGUAAUGAUUAUCGUGGAGGUACCUUUGGUCGUGGCGGCCAAUUUGGUGCUUCUCUCGGUGUCAUGCGUGGACGUGGUUCCACCAAUUCUAAUCGUGGUGGCCGGCAUUGUCAGUUUUGUGAUUAUUCGGGUCAGGAUACCAAGUUCUGCCGUAAGCUUCAACGCUUUUUAAAGGAUCAUCAUGUCUCCGUUGGCUUUGGCUCGCCCGCUACUCCAACGGCUAACAUGACAGUCUCACCCGGUGGUGGCGGCUCGUGUGACUCUCAGUGGAUUGUUGAUAGUGGCGCUUCUCAUCAUGUUGCGAGUGAUCCGUCCUCGCUCAGUACUCUCAUGGAUUAUGGCGGCCCGGAUGAAGUUCGUUUGGGUAACGACCAGAUCUGCUGGGAGGAGACUGGAACAACGUUAUCGUUUGGUACGUGUUUUUUACGUGCCAUUACUAAUAGCACCUCCAUGGAAUGGUCGUUGCGGGGGAGGAAUGACAAUUUCUCCAUUGAUGAGCUCUCCACAAUUCUAAUGGAUUGUGAACGUGAGCUUCAGACCAGAUCUGCUGCCUCCUCUGACCUUGUUGCAAUAGCAAACCAUGCACAAAAAAUGCACGGAAUCAUGUUUCAUUUAUCUAAUAUUGAGGAUGUUUCUCCUAAACCUAUAUGUCUCCCUGAUGGGUCUCGUGUUCAAGCUGUCAAACAAGGGAGUGUGCAUUUAUCAUCUAGUUUGACGACGCCAACCCACGUCAUCCACGGUGGAGACCACUUCUCCACCGGCAGUAGUUCCUUCUCUUCCACCGCGUACGCGUCGUCGUCCAGCUCAUCUUAAUGACUAUGUUCUCAAUUCCGCAAAGACCGUCUCUCCGAUUCCAGUCUCCUUAGGUUCGUCACAAUCGG